Messenger RNA from Tupaia belangeri chinensis (Chinese tree shrew), 2983 nucleotides. It is a transcript of the gene PHF24, whose product is annotated as PHD finger protein 24. The transcript has 7 exons. Gene Ontology annotation, molecular function: transcription corepressor activity. Gene Ontology annotation, cellular component: nucleus; cytoplasm. The coding region runs from base 8 to 1213 and encodes 401 amino acids. Lineage: Eukaryota; Metazoa; Chordata; Mammalia; Scandentia; Tupaiidae. The record is from RefSeq and is a predicted model, not a curated record.
CAGAACCAUGGGAGUGUUGAUGUCCAAGCGGCAGACAGUAGAACAGGUACAAAAGGUGAGCCUGGCUGUGUCUGCCUUCAAGGAUGGGCUGCGGGAUAGGCCUUCUAUCCGACGCACGGGUGAGCUACCAGGGUCCCGCCGUGGCACCGUAGAGGGCUCCGUCCAGGAGGUACAGGAAGAGAAGGAAGCAGAGGCAGGCACCCCAGUGGCCCAGGAAGAGAUCAGUGUCAACCGUGCAGCCUGGGAGCGGCUCCGAGAUGGACGUGGAGUGGAGCCAGAAGAGUUUGACAGGACCAGUCGUUUCACGCCCCCUGCCUUCAUCCGCCCCACCCGGAAACUGGAUGAUGACAAGCCUCCAGAUAUCUCCUUGGAGCCCAAAGAACCUGUUGUCAACGAUGAGAUGUGUGAUGUCUGUGAGGUAUGGACGGCUGAGAGCCUCUUCCCGUGCAGGGUCUGCACCAGGGUCUUCCAUGAUGGCUGCCUGCGCCGCAUGGGCUACAUCCAAGGAGACGGUGCAGCAGAGAUGACCGAGAUGGCCCACACAGAAACAGGCUGGAGCUGCCACUACUGUGACAACCUUAACUUGCUGCUUACUGAGGAGGAAAUGUACAGCCUCACAGAGACCUUUCAGCAAUGUAAAGUCAUCCCUGACUGCUCCUUGACGCUGGAGGACUUCCUGCGCUACCGCCACCAAGCAGCCAAGCGCGGGGACACCAACAGGGCCCUGAGUGAAGAGCAAGAGGAGCAGGCAGCCCGCCAGUUUGCAGCCCUGGACCCUGAACACCGAGGCCAUGUAGAAUGGCCUGACUUCUUGUCACACGAGUCCCUUCUGCUUCUGCAGCAAUUGCGUCCCCAGAACUCUCUGUUGAGGCUUCUGACAGUCAAGGAGCGAGAACGAGCCCGAGCCACCUUCCUGGCACUGGGCAGUGGAAGCACCAUCAGUGAGGCAGAAUGCCGCCGUGCCCAGCACUCUUGGUUCUGCAAACGCCUGGCAGAGGCUCCUUCCUGCAGCGUCAGCAGUAUUAGCCACGUGGGUCCCAUAGCAGACAGCAGCCCAGCCAGCAGCAGCAGCAAGAGUCAGGAAAAGGCCCUGCUGCCUGCAGAGGAGGAGUGCAGAUUCGUGGACUGGCCUACCUUCCUACAGGAGAACGUCAUCUACAUUUUGGCUGCUCGCCCCAACAGUGCAGCCAUUCACCUGAAACCCCCAGGAUAGCGUGGAGCAGGGAAGCAGUUCAGAGACAGUGACAUCCUCUCCCUCUUUUCCUUUCUCCCUUCCCCCACCAACCUCUGGCACUGAGACUCAUUGGGAUGGGGCACUGCCAGCAUCUUAAGUUGUCACUGAAGUCACCGUUCUCACAGCAGAAGCAGUAGCUGUGUUGCCAUAGGGAGAUGCCCUGGGGGCUGUGGCAGCAUCUGCUCCUGGACCACCCCCUGUCCUCAGCCCUCACAUCAGAGACUGAUCAUGCCACUACACACAUAUGUGUGUACACAUGCAUAUAAGUACAUGCCCACACCUAGCUGUCCCUUCAUGGAGUCCCUGGUAUAAACAAGGAGGUCUCUACCCACCCCUUCUAUUGGCCAGUUCUGAUUUUCAAUAUACACAUCUCUGGCCAAGUGAUUCUGUCAAUAAGGGGGCAUAGCAGACUCACAUGCCUUCUUGGAAAUGCUAACUGGCCUCCUCUACCCUUCAGUGGUGAGUCACUGUCACUAGUAGGUGUGUACUGUGAACCUCAGGGGUGCUGAGGUGGGAAAAUAGUUGAAAACCACGACUUCAGGUUAGCCUGUUAUUUAUUUAAACUUCAACUCCUGGUGACAGAGAAGGCAACUACCCUGUAGAAUCCUGAUGGGAAAAGGGGGAGGUAACCCCUGCCAAAGACUCGAAAUUCUAGGACUCUCUCAGCCAAGUCACCCAGAUCCAAAAGUCUUCAGCAGAACAGUGGAAAAAAAAACAAGGUGAGACUUUCCGGACUCUAUUUUUCAGAUAGCUUAUGGCUCAGAGCCCAGCAGUCCUGAAUGGAACAAACAUUCUGAACAGAUAUACAGCACUCUGCAUUAGAUGCUUCACCAAGAGAGACCAAUGGAGACAGGGUCUGCAUGGAAGAGGGAGGAGAGGGCUCUUUUCCAUGGUUCCAGCUCAACUCCACUGUAGACGAAAAACUAUGCCAUCAUGUGGAGAACAGAGCCAACUUCUUCCACAGCCCAAGAAAGAGCUGCUCUGAGUAGGGACUCCUUUCAGUCACCCUGACUAGGGGUCUGGGGCUUAAGAAGAGGAUUUGCAUCUCAGCUGUCAAGCAGAGAAGGUCGUGCUAAAGCCUCACACAAGGCAAAGGUUGGUCCUUCUCCACCAGUGAGAUGAAGCCCAAGUUGCUGCUUUUCCCCACUGCUUGCUUUAGGUCCUUCCCCACCAGGUUGAGGCCUGGACUUGGCAAAAGAGGACUUUGUGGGAAAACAGAGGCUGCCACAAGGACACUAAGCCUGGCCUCCAAGCCCCAGCCCCAUUUCCUAAGUGCUCAAGUUAAGUAGGCCUGUGUCGUGGGUCAGCACUGACCCUGGGGUCCAGGUUCUGUGUUUCUCUUUUUAACCUUACAACUUACAUGUAGCCAGGUAUGACUACCAAGAAUUAUUCAAGUGGAGGCAGAGCUCAGUCAUGCAGAAACUAACAUGCCUCCAUUGCUCAAGGCACUUAAACUAAAGUGGAUGCUUACAGAAGGAGCAUACCACUCAGUGUUGAGAUGCUCAGAGAAGAGCUUAGAAGAGCCCUGAAUAGUCUCUCCUGUAGAACUGCCUGACCUAGUAGUAGGGUGAUAAGCUGCUGUGGUUACAUUUUUUAGGACUGAAGUGAAGCAGACAGGAGACAAAUCUGGGUUCAUAUGUAUGGCCCUGGACAUUUCAAAACCCACAGCCGGACCAGCCUGGUGUUAAGGCAGCCGGAUCCUGACAUUGAGGUUCAACUCCUGGACCUAGUGGCAUGAGAAAUAUGCUG